Molecule: messenger RNA, 568 nt
Organism: Cylas formicarius (sweet potato weevil)
Lineage: Eukaryota; Metazoa; Arthropoda; Insecta; Coleoptera; Brentidae
Product: cuticle protein 19-like
Exons: 3
Coding region: 130-486 (118 amino acids)
Cellular component (GO): extracellular matrix
Source: RefSeq, a predicted model, not a curated record
AGUAGUCAACGUUGAACGAGAAAUUGGGUGGGUAUAAAAGUUCUCGACAUGGUCGGUGGUAGCAUCAGUCACCCAUUGACAGCUCGACAAUCGUUCCGCUAAACACUUAGAACCAACUUUUUAAUUAAAAUGAACUGCUUUUUGGUUACUAUGGUUGCUUUGAUCGCCAUCUCAGCCACGCUCGUUGUCGCUCACGAACACCAUCAUUUCGUUCCGCACUACCACUUCGAAUAUGGGGUCCAUGAUCCACACACCCACGACGUCAAGGAGCAGCACGAACACCGAGAUGGACACCACGUGCAUGGAGGGUACACCAUGAAAGAAGCGGACGGUACAAAGAGGGUGGUAGAGUACACAUCCGGUCCCCACGAAGGCUUCCAAGCCGUCGUCAAGAGAAUCGGCCAUGCCCAGCAUCCGGCCCAUGGUCACGAGCAUCCCACGAGCUACGUGGGAGUAACCCAUUGGGGUCACGGAUCUGGUCGUUAAAAGUGGGGCGGUUUAAAAUUCGGUUGUUGUAAACUAUUGAGGAUGAUUUGUUGAAAAAUACACCCAAUAAAAAAAUAAAUUU